AUGACCAGCAAGCUCACUUUCCGCAUCGCGACUGAAGCCGACGCACCUCAACUUCAACGAUUAAUCGAAUCUGCAUUCCGCGCAGAUGACAGCCGAGAAGGCUGGACCGACAACCUAGGUCUCUCGUCCAGUUUCCGAAUCGAUGUCCAGGAAGUCUUAGCCAUGAUCACUAAGGCGGACACAGUCAUGCUGAUGGCAAUCAACGAUGAGAAAACGCUUGUCGGCUCAAUCGGGACAGCCAAGCGCGACGCCAACCAUGCUCGUCUCUUUAUGCUUGCUGUUGAUUCGAGCCAGCAGCACAGCGGUAUUGGACGUCAGGUUUUGGCGUACGCCGAAGACUAUUGUCGACAGACUUGGGGCGUUUCCACGCUGUGUUUGAACGCUCUUUCGAAUCGUCUGCAGCUUAUCUCGUGGUAUGAGCGUCGUGGAUAUGAAAAGACGGGCGAGGCGUCGCCUUUCCCGCGUGAGAAGUUCGAGGAGCUGGCGUUGCCUGAGGAUCUUUGUUUUGUUGAGUUUGAGAAGGGGUUGCGGUCUUUGUUUUGUUGA
Messenger RNA from Penicillium bovifimosum, 546 nucleotides. RefSeq names its product GNAT family N-acetyltransferase. Gene Ontology annotation, molecular function: acyltransferase activity, transferring groups other than amino-acyl groups. The transcript has a single exon. The record is from RefSeq and is a predicted model, not a curated record. The coding region runs from base 1 to 546 and encodes 181 amino acids. Lineage: Eukaryota; Fungi; Ascomycota; Eurotiomycetes; Eurotiales; Aspergillaceae.